Molecule: messenger RNA, 1362 nt
Organism: Penicillium nucicola
Lineage: Eukaryota; Fungi; Ascomycota; Eurotiomycetes; Eurotiales; Aspergillaceae
Product: NAD(P)/FAD-dependent oxidoreductase
Exons: 4
Coding region: 1-1362 (453 amino acids)
Cellular component (GO): cytoplasm
Molecular function (GO): oxidoreductase activity
Source: RefSeq, a predicted model, not a curated record
AUGGUUAAUAUCCCUACACAGCCUGGCUUGACUUCAUGGUGGAGGACCGAACCGCAUCAUCUAGACGAUCACAUAUCGUCUGAGUCUGUACCGAAAGAAGCAGAUGUUGUAAUCAUUGGAUCUGGAAUAUCCGGUGCAUCGGUUGCAUACAAUCUUCUCCAACAAAAUAAAGGACCCAGCCGACCAAAAAUCACCAUACUCGAAGCACGGCAAGCUUGUUCCGGGGCAACGGGGCGGAACGGAGGUCACCUAAAACCAGACCCAUACAGCUCGAUCGGUCAUUUGGCCGCAGAGUAUGGUCCCGAGGCGGCUGCUGAGGUAGCCGAAUUUGAGCAGGCCCAUGUCGACGCCAUUCGAAAGCUCGUGGAGACCGAGAAAAUCGAUUGUGACUUGGUCAUCACCAAGGCCAUUGAUGUUCAACUUAUGUCUAGAGAGAGCAACAAGGCUAAGGCUGCAUUCGAUCAUUUGUCGACUCUGGGGGUCAAGUCGGUCAGACGAGUGAGCUUCUCUGAUGAAAGAGAGGCACAGGAGAGAUCGCGUGUCAAAGGAGCUAAAGGUUGUUUCAGUUAUCAAGCGGGUCAUGUCUGGCCCUAUAAGUUGACACUCCACAUCCUUAGUCGCUGUCUUGACCAAGGUGCAAUGCUUUACACGAACACUCCCGCUCAAUCUAUUUCACCGGAGAAAGAUAAUGCGGGAUUAUGGACGAUCGAUACACCCAGGGGCCCAGUCAAAGCAAAACAGGUGGUCUUUGCCUGUAACGCAUACACUUCAGCGAUUCUUCCAAUGUAUUCAAACAAAAUCAUCCCAGUACGCGGAGUCUGUUGCAGAAUAAUACCUGCGAACCCGGUGAAAAGGCUUACAGAGACAUAUACUCUGCGGUGGAAUAAUGAUGAAGCAGACUAUCUGAUCCCCCGCGAGGACGGCAGUAUCAUUGUUGGUGGUGGCUGGGGACAGUAUGGCCGCGACCCGGGGAGAUGGUACAACAAUGCAAAUGAUCAUGAGAUGAUUGAAUCGGCCAAAGAGUACUUUGACGACUACAUGCAACGAAACUUCCACGGCUGGGAGGAGAGCGGUGCAUACGUGGAAAAUAUCUGGACUGGUAUAAUGGGAUAUUCCUCGGACUCUUUGCCUCAUGUUGGUCAUGUCCCCGGGAAGCCAGGUCAAUUUAUCAGUGCCGGUUUUACUGGCCAUGGCAUGCCACAGGCGUGGCUUUCUGGUAAGGGCGUGGCAUCUAUGAUCUCGAACAGGCUCUCGUUCGCCGAGACUGGUAUUCCGCAGAUCUUUGAAACUACUCAGGCUCGUCUUGAUCAAGACCGUAAUGACAUGCUUGAUAUGAUGCCACCGUCUUCUCCGCGGCUGUAG